Messenger RNA from Rhipicephalus sanguineus (brown dog tick), 935 nucleotides. RefSeq lists its product as uncharacterized. Bases 7 to 819 code for a protein of 270 amino acids. The transcript has a single exon. Lineage: Eukaryota; Metazoa; Arthropoda; Arachnida; Ixodida; Ixodidae. The record is from RefSeq and is a predicted model, not a curated record.
UUUGCCAUGCAGGUAUUCACGCUCGCUAUCUCGCGCGUGCUGUUGCCUGCCUUAUCGUUCGCCACCACCGAGACUGCGUCGACAUGCCGGUCCCAAGGAAAUGGCUGGAAAACUCAAGCCUUCUACCGAACAACGCCCCUUACCCAACCGGUAGCCAGUACCUCAACCGACCAGAUGGCGCUAACCCUGGAACACUCGGUCCUCACUUCACCGUGGGAGGCCGCAUCGCCUGGAACAUCAACCUGUUCGUCGCCUACAAGAGAGCUGCGAUCAACCGCGGCGCUUCGUGGGCUCGACAGCUGUGCUACAGCACAGAGCAAUAACCCGCUUACCUUUGCCAUGCAGGUAUUCACGCUCGCUAUCUCGCGCGUGCUGUUGCCUGCCUUAUCGUUCGCCACCACCGAGACUGCGUCGACAUGCCGGUCCCAAGGAAAUGGCUGGAAAACUCAAGCCUUCUACCGAACAACGCCCCUUACCCAACCGGUAGCCAGUACCUCAACCGACCAGAUGGCGCUAACCCUGGAACACUCGGUCCUCACUUCACCGUGGGAGGCCGCAUCGCCUGGAACAUCAACCUGUUCGUCGCCUACAAGAGAGCUGCGAUCAACCGCGGCGCUUCGUGGGCUCGACAGCUGUGCUACAGCACAGAGCAAUAACCCGCUUACCUUUGCCAUGCAGGUAUUCACGCUCGCUAUCUCGCGCGUGCUGUUGCCUGCCUUAUCGUUCGCCACCACCGAGACUGCGUCGACAUGCCGGUCCCAAGGAAAUGGCUGGAAACUCAAGCCUUCUACCGAACAACGCCCCUUACCCAACCGGUAGCCAGUACCUCAACCGACCAGAUGGCGCUAACCCUGGAACACUCGGUCCUCACUUCACCGUGGGAGGCCGCAUCGCCUGGAACAUCAACCUGUUCGUCGCCUACAAGAGAGCUGCGA